Synchytrium microbalum is the source of this 2127-nucleotide messenger RNA. RefSeq lists its product as uncharacterized. Lineage: Eukaryota; Fungi; Chytridiomycota; Chytridiomycetes; Synchytriales; Synchytriaceae. Gene Ontology annotation, biological process: microtubule-based movement. Bases 1 to 2127 code for a protein of 708 amino acids. The record is from RefSeq and is a predicted model, not a curated record. Gene Ontology annotation, molecular function: ATP binding; microtubule binding; microtubule motor activity. The transcript is spliced from 6 exons.
AUGGAAGAUGACGGUUCUGCAAGAGUCAUCGUCGCAGUUAGGAUUCGACCACUUAAUAAGAAGGAGAGCACUGAAGGUGGCCCUGUUGUCGCAAGAUGCCUGGACCCACGUACUCUUCUAGUAACACACCUUGAAGAUGAAGACGAUGUGUUGAGAAAGGAUCGGCCAAGGGAAAAGCUAUUUAGCUUUGACCACGUAUUUUCAGAAUACGAUGGGACAAUGGACGUGUUUGAUAAGACGACUCGUUAUCUAGUCGAUGCCGUGACCAAAGGAUACAAUGCUACAGUUUUCGCUUAUGGUGCUACUGGCGCUGGAAAGACUCACACAAUGUUGGGCACGGAACUGUCGCCUGGGUUGAUGCCAUUGACUCUUGUACAUUUAUUUCAGUCAAUCCGCUCUCAAAGAGAAUGUUACCAGAUAUCGCUCUCCUACCUAGAAAUUUACAAUGAAAACAUUCGAGACUUGCUAUCAAACCGUCAAGAGUACCUCGAACUACGAGACGAUGGAGGGAAGAAAGGUCCUGUCGUUUCCGGGAUCACAACGGUUGCAGCAUCAUCAGCUGAAGAAAUACUGUCGUUUCUGCGAAAGGGUAAUCAGAAACGGACUCAGGAAGCUACUGGAGCCAACGAAACAUCCAGCAGAAGUCACGCCGUGCUUCAAGUCUUUGUGUCGUUUCGAAAAAGGCCAAACGACGACGAGCGUCUAUCCAAGCUUAGCUUAAUUGAUCUUGCAGGUUCAGAACGCGCGGCUAGAACGAAUAAUCGGGGCCAACGGCUCAUAGAGGGGGCUAAUAUCAACCGCUCUUUGCUCGCAUUAGCUAACUGCAUUGUAGCAUUGGCUGAAAAUGGGUUUCCUUCGUCAAAGUAUAUUAACUUUCGAGACUCAAAGCUGACAAGGCUGCUCAAAGACUCGUUGGGUGGAAACUGUCGUACUGCAAUGAUUGCAAACGUGUCUCCAUCAUUCCUGAGCAUUGAAGAGACAAUGAACACAAUCAAGUACGCAUCACGAGCAAGAGCCAUAAAAACAACAUCAACGUUACAAGGAGCCAUACCACAAACGGUAGCCAACAGAUCAGCCAACGAAAUGACAUCUCUCAAAACCGAAAUUGCUCAAUUACGUGCUAGAUUAUCUGUAGCAUCCCAGCAACAACCACCACUACCACCUCAACAACAAUCAUAUCUGCCGAAAGCUCUACCAGCUAGCUAUGGCAGACAGCCUAUAAUCAAUGAGGAGGUGCAUAGCAAAAUCAAUGCAAGGAUUGCUUUGACCACUCCUGAUUCGGACGUGCUUUCGGAUGGCAGAAGGAAAAUCGAGUUAUUGUUUGCCGAGAGAGUUCAAACUACAACGAAAAUCUCAGAGUUGGAGCAACAGCAAGAUGUUGAUUCAGGCGUCAAGAGUCAAGGAGCAAAGAAAUUGACUGAUAUUGAUAGAGAAAUUGGGACUAUACUACAGCAAUCACUUUCAAAGUGCGUAGAUCGAAAAUCGAAAAUGUAUCUAGAGCUUUUGGUGCGAUCAAACUAUUUAGAAUGUGAAAACUCAGACCUACGCCUCUUCCACAAACUCGCCAUGCCAACAAUCAUAUCAAUGCAAGUCCAACUAAACAACACAGUCGAAAAUGAUUCCGUACCAUCGCUACCACCCAUAGUAAUAGAAUCCAACAAGGCGAUCACCAGAUUGAAAUCCAUUGCAGCACGAAUGAGUCCACAAUCAGGCAUGAUCUUACAAUCAGAGCAAAACGACAGACCAGCAACAGCCCCAAGACCUAGUUCCUCAAAUUCUCUUCAGCAACAAAGGCCCCAAUCUGCCCAGAAAAGAGCUAUACUUACGACACUCAAUUCAACUGGUAUAUCUGGCUAUACACCACCCUCUCAACUACCUAAUAUCUCUCGACCGUCAUCUGCGGCACCUUUGUCUGAUCGUGAAGUGCUGCUGAGAAGUGCACAGUUGUCUAUGCAGUCAUUAGUCGAUAUCCCAUCAAUGAAAAAAGUACUCAAGGCCUCUCCUGGAACGCCAACUCGAGCAAGAACACCGAAUACUCCUGUGAAAACCCGUAGCACCAAGACUCUCGCAUCAAAAAGCAGGAGUGAUAUGUCCUCGCAAGGUAGUCAAUCAAGGUUGAAGAAAUAG